This is a messenger RNA of Solea solea (common sole), 2056 nucleotides long. Its product is annotated as tumor necrosis factor receptor superfamily member 13B. The transcript is spliced from 4 exons. The record is from RefSeq and is a predicted model, not a curated record. Gene Ontology annotation, cellular component: plasma membrane. Gene Ontology annotation, molecular function: protein binding. Bases 151 to 978 code for a protein of 275 amino acids. NCBI's taxonomy places the organism in Eukaryota, Metazoa, Chordata, Actinopteri, Pleuronectiformes, Soleidae.
UAAACCGGCUAUCGUGUGCAUCAGAAUGACAACAUGCUUCACAUCUUAAUAGCCACUCUCAUGCCACAGCUGUUUCCACCUCAUUUAACCCGUAUGUGUGUGUGUGUGUGUGUGUGUGUGUGUUUGUCAGCGUGACAGUUAUCGGGGCUGAUGGGUGGAAGCUGCCCCGAGGGUCAGUACCGGGAUCUUUUGGUCAAAACAUGUAUCCACUGUCAGGUGGCCUGCCAGUGGACACAAGUCCCCACCAGAUGCAUCAGUUACUGUGCGUCUGCUCACUGCAAGAAACUGCCUGGCCACUACUACGACCGGCUGCUCAAGCAAUGUAUAAAGUGCGCUGAAAUCUGUGGCAGACAUCCACCACAGUGCUCGCAGCACUGCCUCACUACAUCACCGCUCGGGACCUCAAAAACACUUAAGGUGACCUCACGCCUGCGGCGCCCCGGGGACCUCUCACCUCCCGUCUCCCUGGACGAAACCACCACCGUCUUGCUCUACUCCCUGCUGGCUCUGUGUUUGCUGCUGCUCUUUUCCAGCUUUUCUUUGGCCUUGACGGUCUUCCUGAGGAGGUCCAGAGGCAAGACGGCCACUCUCGCAGCCAAGGCGACGACGCACAAGCGAGAGCGAGCGGUCCUUCCUGGAGAGGAGGUCGGCGUGCCACAGAGACAGCCGGCACUAACCUCUAAAGAUUGUUUGACGACUUCAAGGCAUCCAACCGAGCAACGGGCGGCGUUGGAUAAAUCCAGCCCGACAGAGACGUGCGUGUGUGUCCACUGCUUCCCAGACCUGAGAGACAACGACAGGCCACCGAAGGUGUCAUCCGCUCUCCACCAGCCCGCUGCACUUCCUCAAGCGAUCCAGGACGACAGGCCUCUCUGGACCGACGGUGGCCUUCACACGUCUGGAUUUCGGGGGGCGUGCAACACUGGCUUGACGUCCAUUUGUUGCCUUUCGGAUCAAAGUGCCUCACAGGGAAACUAGAGUGCAUAAAGAUGCUUCCAACACACCAGAGAGUGUCAUCCUGCAGUUGUCUUGCAGCUGAUCCUGAAACUUUGGGAGUUUAAAUGAGGUGCGUCGCCUUUAAUUGUAACUCCACCAUUAACCUCUCAAUGAGCGGCAACAGCAGGAAUCCAUCAAUGUCUAUAAUUAUGAGAAAGGCUUUUAAGAACAAACAAACAAAUGAGACAAAAGCAGACAGGGACGUUGUGAGAAAUGAGCUGAUGAAGGGUUUGUUUGUGCAGUCCAGUCUCAUACUCGUCAUUAUCCAAAAAGGAACACAGUGGAAUGGAAACAACAACAACACACGUCGGACGAUGUGUUUCUCAGUUAUAACUCCACCUACAUGCAAACAUGCAGAGCCUGAACGGCCAAUCACCAACUACCUCACAAGACCAUCACAUCGUCAUCGUCAGACACGUCGUUUUCCACCGAAGCAAAAGAAAACACACCACAAACACAAAUAUAUCUCAAGUGCAAACUGAAUUAAAACUCUUGGCGACAAAGAAAUACUUGAGAACUUUAUAUUAUUACCUGUCAAUUUCAGUGAUGCACAUCAAGUCACGUACUCGGAAUCCCCACUGGGGGGCGCCAAAAUGUUUAAGGUCUACUUAAUCAUUUAUCAGGGCUUCAACUUUCUUGCACAUGUACAGCUGAGGACGAAAGUAUUAGCUCCCAGAGUAAAGACUUUCAAACAUAAGCACACAUGUCUCUGUGGCCACAGAGCUCUAGUUUUGCCUCAUCUGAGCAAAGGACCAUCCAUCCAGUGUGCAUACUCCUUCUCCAGGUUACUGGAGAUUUUAUACUAUGUGUAAAAUUGGGAGACUAACUUGAUUUUAAAAGUUAAGAGCAUGACAAAGUGAAGCACAUCAGUGCACACAACAGUAGUGUGUGCUAUGGCUCAAGAAAAAGGGGUCAGUUCUUUGUUUUUGUGGAAUAAUUUCAUUUCUGUGUGCAAAGUCAAAUAACAGUUAAAAGUAGGAUGUUUAACAGUACUUGGGAAAUACUUAUAAUAACAAUGUCGUCCUCAGGUGUACAUAUAUAUAUAUAUAUUAUAUAUAUA